Messenger RNA from Copidosoma floridanum, 1118 nucleotides. RefSeq lists its product as uncharacterized. The record is from RefSeq and is a predicted model, not a curated record. Lineage: Eukaryota; Metazoa; Arthropoda; Insecta; Hymenoptera; Encyrtidae.
UGGUCUCAUCGGGGUGCGGAUUGAUAGGACGCGCGUUGGGUGACAGACGUCCUCUCGUGGGUGCUUCCCCGUUGUGAAUAUGCCGGCGGUCCAGUCAACUCUUUAUCAUACUCGCGACGUGAGUUAAUGUCCGAUGUGUCUCCUACGGUGUAACAGACUCGUACGAAGUUAGAGUCUCCUGGACCUCCCAACAGCUGCAGGGAGCGAAAGUAUGUCGUUUGAUCGUCGAGGGCGAGGGAGGCAAUGAUUUAAUUUGAUGGAUUUGAAGCGUACCACUCCAAGACCGGAAGGAAUGCCUCUGGACCCGGAUAUCCAAGAAGCGACGAAUGAGGCAACCAUCACAGUGGAACCAGGCGCGGCGACCCAAGUGACGGAAGCCGCGCCGAACAAUUACAAUCCACCGCCGCUUUAUUAUCACGUCAACGUCCUGCCGUAUCAGCCGUCCGUGUCGGGUGUCGCUGACAGAGGGGCACCACCUUCGUACGAAGAGGCGAUCGAUCCCAAUGCUCCUCCCCCUUCUUAUGAAUCGUUGUUCGGUCGCAUGAGGGAAGCCCACAAGGGAAGGAAGGACAUAUUCGACUUUUUGCAAAAUAUACUAAUCAUACUACUGGGCACAAUUGGACUUACGAUAUUUUUGGGUAUUACAAUUGUAAUUCCGAUAUGUAUGAUGGUUGUCGGUGGGCUUUAUCUGUACGACUGUCCUCAAGAGGAAUACAUUCCUAUUUUUUUAUUAGUCGGAGGUGGCUUUGGAAUAUUAAAACAGCUGCUUCAAUUGUCCUCGAGAAUACAACAUAGUCGCGAAGAACAAGACGAAAACAGGAUAACACAGACCCCUACUCAAAAAUUAAUUAACAUUUUUUUACUUAUGUGGUUUACGUUUGGAACAUACUGUGUUUAUAAGGAACAUGAACCAAAUUAUGACCCGUCGCUGGGUAAAUAUUGCAAUAAGACAGUAUAUUUAUUUGCAUUCUGGUCAGUUACCGUAUUCUACAGUGCGUUCAUAUUUCUACUGGCUUUCGCUUGUAUUUUCACAUGUGGAAGCUUACUAGCAAACAUAAGACAAGACUUACGUAUGGGUGGAAUCGACGAUUAAUUUCAAGAAAGUGAAGCUGAAUACC